Molecule: messenger RNA, 3496 nt
Organism: Salarias fasciatus (jewelled blenny)
Lineage: Eukaryota; Metazoa; Chordata; Actinopteri; Blenniiformes; Blenniidae
Gene: sgk1
Product: serum/glucocorticoid regulated kinase 1
Exons: 14
Coding region: 217-2085 (622 amino acids)
Biological process (GO): protein phosphorylation
Molecular function (GO): protein serine/threonine kinase activity; ATP binding
Source: RefSeq, a predicted model, not a curated record
CCUCCUCCUCCUCCUCGCUCCAUCCUGUUUUUGGGGAAUGCAGGCUUAGCAGGAAGCAGAGGGACACCUGUAACUGAGGAGUGGGAUCCAGCUUUGUCCUCAGACACAAACAGACUGCAGCAGGAUCAGUGGAAGCCAGCCAACACAACAGCGUAAAGGUAGAGCCUGCCCGUCAUCCUGGGAUCUACCGAGGCUACCGGGGUGCCGGUGUCAGCCAUGAAGCUGAUGAACGGAGGAGGUGGAGGUGGAGGAGGUGGAGGAGGAGGAGGAGGAGGAGGAGGAGGGGGAGAGAAGACUGCCUUCUCCUUUAAGAAGUGCUCUGCCUUCCAGUUUGUCAAGAGAAAGGUCAGAAGAUGGAUGAGGAACCCCAAAGUGAGCGUGGAGAAGGCCCCGGGGAAAGGCCUGGUCUACCCCUGCUCCAAGUGCCCGCUGGCUGACGAGCUGUGGUACACACACUUCCCCUCGCCGUACGGCUGCUGCCACUACACGGGGCUGCACUGCGCUCAGUACUACCACCCGGAGCCGUGCUCGCCGUGUCCCGCCGGCGGACAGACCAGCAACCACGAGAAGAGCAAGGGAUGCAAGGUCAGGAAGUGGAAGAUGCUGGCGCGCCAUCACGGGGACAACGCCGGCAAGCAGAAGGAAGCGGAGUCCGACGUCCACCAGGGCUGCUGUCAGUCCUGGGGGGUCCACGCCUCGCCCCUCCUGGCCAGCCCCGUCAUGCUGGAGUGCUCCAUCUGCAGCGGACCCUACAUCACCUACGCCCUGGAGGACACCUGGCAGCCACGCCAACGCACACAGGCGAUGGACCUGUACUACCACAAUGAGUCAGACCCAGACAGCUACUGUUGCCCUGGCGACAACUCUUUUAUGAAACAAAGGAAGAUGGGUCUGAACGACUUCAUUCAGCGGCUUGCCACAAACUCCUACGCCUGCAAACAUCCCGAGGUUCAGUCUAUUCUGAACCUGAAUUCCCCUCAGGAUGCUGAACUCAUGAACACAAACCCUUCACCUCCUCCCAGUCCAUCCCAACAGAUCAACCUCGGCCCGUCGUCCAACCCUUCGGCCAAGCCCAGCGAUUUCCACUUCCUCAAGGUGAUCGGCAAGGGCAGCUUCGGGAAGGUCCUGCUGGCGCGCCACCGCACAGAUGACCAGUUUUACGCCGUCAAAGUCUUACAGAAAAAAGCCAUUCUGAAAAAGAAGGAGGAGAAACACAUCAUGUCAGAGAGGAAUGUGCUUCUAAAGAAUGUCAAGCACCCAUUUCUGGUGGGACUGCACUACUCUUUCCAAACGGCGGACAAACUCUAUUUCAUCCUGGACUACAUCAACGGAGGAGAGUUGUUCUACCACUUGCAGAGAGAGCGCUGCUUCCUGGAACCCCGGGCCAGGUUCUACGCCGCGGAGAUCGCCAGCGCUCUGGGAUACCUCCAUUCGCUCAACAUCGUCUACAGAGACCUGAAGCCGGAGAACAUCCUGCUGGACUCCCAGGGACACAUCAUUCUCACAGACUUUGGUCUCUGCAAGGAAAACAUCGAGCCUAACGGGACCACGUCGACCUUUUGCGGUACGCCGGAGUAUUUGGCUCCUGAGGUGCUACACAAGCAGCCCUACGACCGGACAGUGGACUGGUGGUGUUUAGGAGCUGUUCUCUACGAAAUGCUGUACGGCCUGCCUCCGUUCUACAGUCGCAACACUGCAGAGAUGUACGACAACAUCCUGAACAAGCCGCUGCAGCUGAAGCCCAACAUUUCCAACGCAGCCAGACAUCUGCUGGAGGGGCUGCUGCAGAAAGACCGGACCAAGAGGCUGGGCUGCACCGACGACUUUAUCGAAAUAAAGAACCACGUAUUCUUCUCCCCAAUCAACUGGGACGACCUCAACGCCAAGAAGAUCACGCCUCCAUUCAACCCCAACGUGACGGGACCCAACGACCUGCGGCACUUCGAUCCAGAGUUCACAGAGGAGCCGGUUCCCAGCUCCAUCGGCUGCUCCCCGGACAGCGCCCUCGUCACGGCCAGCAUCAAAGAGGCGGCCGAGGCCUUCGUGGGCUUUUCCUACGCCCCGUCCAUGGACUCCUACCUAUAGGAUUUAACUCGGACUCUCCAACAGACUCGACAUGACGCGUGCCAUGUCCACGGACUUGCAUCGUGACCCCCCGACCCCGUGUGUCCUUUUUUCCGAAUGAUGGAUACUCUCCAACCGAAUCCCGCAACAGUUCUGCACCUGCGACAAAACUUAAACAAUGUGUACUUGCCAUAUCCUCUCCAAGUCUUGAAUGCGUUUAAAAGCAACCUGCUGCAAAGAGGACGUCUGCCAUGAUCACACGGCCAGUCGGGGUUGUAAUGCUUGGUCCUAGAGUCCCCUCCAGCCUUCUGUAGUCAUUACUUGAUAGUGGAGAUCUUUUUGCACAUAGCUCAGGCAGCUUAAAAGCCCCCCCCCCCUCCUCGAACCCCCCCAACCCCCUAAAUCCUUAAAUCACAACUGACAAGCACAAGCACACACACACACACACACACACACACACACACACAAUCUUCCACUUUUUCUCUUAAAGAAGAAGACUGGAAUGGAAAGUCCUGCUCCAGCCCCGGCGGGGAUUUCUGAUUUCAUCUAUGUAGCGAGACGUCCCCCCCCCCCCCCCCCCUCGCAGGAGUCUUCCUGCCGCGCUGCGGGGACCUCCGCGUUGAGUCUGAACGAGCAGUGUGGAGAUGACAUUCAUCGUGGUGCUUUAGUUCCUUUCCAUUUUUAUUCGGGUCUUUUUCAAAAGGGAGUCACAGGAAGCCGAACGUUACGGCGGGGGACCUUUGAUUUCUCUCGAUGGUGCCUUUAGUUUCCUUUCUCUCCAUUAGACCUCACGUCAUUUGGGUUUGUCCGCGUCGUCGACUUUUUAUUAUUUUUUUUUUUUUUAAUUUUCUUUCUGUUUUCGACAACACCAGAGAGAAACAAUGUAGCACUAAAUCAGUACACUUGUCACUUAACAUGCGAGACGCACUCAGAUGAUGUUUUACACCUCCGUUUGCACAACGAAAACUGAAUUGCUGGUCGAGAGAUGAAAGUAGAGAGCACUGCUGCUAGCUGAGAGAGAGAGAAAGAGAGAGAGAGAGAGAGAGAGAGAGAGGGAGAGAUGUGUUGAGAAGUGUUCCCGUCGCCCUGCUUGUCAGCCACAUCCCCCCUCCAGCAGUCUUCCAUUCUCCUCACCGUAACACCGCGGCGGUCCGCAGACGUGCCCUCCACAUCGACAACUGAACAUUCCAUUUUAAUAUUGCUGUACUGCAGUUUGACGGUAUUUAAGUUUGUUUGUAUAUUUGGAGUCAUGUGUACUAGUUUUAAUGUAUAUUGAACAAGAACAACAACAACAAAAAAAAGAAUAAAACUAAAAGGUAUGCCUAAAUAUGGAUAUGUAACAAGUCAUGUUAAAUGUCAUGUAAAUUGUAAAAUUGUUUAAGAUUUAUGUGACCAUGUUUGGUUUGCAAUAAAAGUUUAACUUUAUUACAAC